AUGCGUCAUCCCGCUGCACCCACCAUAAUUGCUGUACUACUUGGUUUCCUCUUCUUCAUGGUUGUCUGGAGCAGAGUAUGCGCCGAUGACCAUCACGAGGGAAAUCCUCAUCCAGACGAUAUUCCACGCAAGAAGGAGAAAGAGGAGGUGAAUCUUAUCAGGGAUGAAGCCAGUACAGCACAAGAUGAUCAAAGCAUUUGA
Messenger RNA from Bipolaris victoriae FI3, 201 nucleotides. RefSeq lists its product as hypothetical. The coding region runs from base 1 to 201 and encodes 66 amino acids. The transcript has a single exon. Lineage: Eukaryota; Fungi; Ascomycota; Dothideomycetes; Pleosporales; Pleosporaceae. The record is from RefSeq and is a predicted model, not a curated record.